UUUGAUCGAUUUUGUUAACGGGUGGUUCAUUAACCUAUCAACUCUUCCACCUGAUCACAACAAAGAACAAAGAACAAAGUCCAAUUCCUCGUAUAUAAAGUACAUUCAAAUAAUGUACGGAGUAGUCAAAUUGGACUUGUGUUACUCUGUAUAAAUACAUUCAAUGAAUUUUCGUUUCAAAAAAUGAAAGCAUAAUACAUUAAUACUCCCAGGCUCCCACUCUCCUCUCUUUCUUCUUCUUCCUUACAAUUUCAUUGCUCCAUCGAACGUCUGCAAAUUAGGAAGAAGAUGUGCAGCGUAGAGAAGAGAGGCAACGUUUACAUCCUAACCCUAACAGGCAACGAUGAACACCGUCUAAACCCAACCCUAAUCACCUCAAUCCGAUCAUCUCUUUCUCAAAUCAAAUCGCAGGCCCUUAAAUCCAAAACCUCCUCCUCCGCCCUAAUUACUACCGCGCACGGUAAAUUCUUCUCCAAUGGCUACGAUCUCAACUGGGCAAACUCCUCCCCGAACCCCGCAAUUUCUAAGGAAUUAGUGGAGUCCCAAUUGAAAGCGCUAAUUUCGGAAUUGUUCUCGUUUCCGAUGCCGACAAUCGCCGCUGUCACCGGCCAUGCCUCGGCGGCGGGGUUUAUUCUAGCAAUGGCGCACGACUACGUGGUGAUGAGGAAAGAGAGGGGGUUUCUUUACAUGAGUGAGGUCGACAUUGGGCUGGUGAUUCCACCAUGGUUUAUGGCAAUGAUGAGGUGUAAGAUCGGAGGGGGGUGGGAGGGGUGGCGCAGGGUGGCGUUAAUGGGGGAGAAAGUGACGGCGGAGAAGGGGAAGCGAGAGAUCGGAGUUGUGUAUGAGGUGUUUGAAGGGGCGGAAGGAACGGUGGAAGGGGCGGUGGAAUUGGGUGAGAAGUUGGUUAAGAGGGGUUGGGAUGGUGUGGUUUAUGGUGAAAUUAGGAAGGGGUUAUUGAAGGAGGUUUUUGAUUUGAUUAGCAAUAAUGAUAUUCUUUAUGAUGCUAAUCAUGGUGUUAAUGUUAAAGCUACUGUAAUUAGGCCACGCCUCUAAGCUUGAUCGUUUGAUAAUUUGAUAUGUAUCUGUAUUUGGAGAAAUUCCGAGUUUAUCUUGCAGAUAAACGGAAAUUAAACAAGUAAAUUAGUUGUAUACUUUUGUAAUAUGACGGUAUACUAAUGUUAUUUGACUGUGUAUUUAUGCAAAAAAAAAAUUACGGGGAAGGGAUGGAAAUUAGGUCUGUAAGAGAUGGAAGGGGCGACGGUGGAGAAAAGUAAUUGGAAAUCGAUGAACAGUGAGGAAGACGACGAACACCACCACAGAUCUAAGCUUCGCCACUGCUGUGACGAUGAAGAAGAAGACGAGCACCGUCGAUCUAGGAGAGAGAAAUCGAGCGACGACGAACACCACCACCGUCACCACCAAAAGCAAGGAGUACUUUGUGGAUAAGCAAGGCGAGGAGGAGGAAGAUGGUGAGAGAUGAAGGAGGUUGCGAAAGGGGGGAGGAAGAUGAUCGUGAUUCAGAGAUGGCGGAGGUUGUGAGGAGGGAGGAGGAGGAAGAUGUUGUUCCUUUUAUUGACUUUAAUGCCACUUGAUUUACUAAUGUAUUAAUCUCGGAGAUUAACUCGGAAAAGCUUCUUAUUUGACUAUUGAGAAAAGAAUAUGAAUAUGUAACUAGUUUUUUUAUGACGUGUUUGGUAUCGGUUUUCAAUUUUAUGGUUUUGACAUUAGUAGAA
Messenger RNA from Spinacia oleracea (spinach), 1733 nucleotides. RefSeq names its product enoyl-CoA delta isomerase 1, peroxisomal. Bases 289 to 1053 code for a protein of 254 amino acids. Gene Ontology annotation, cellular component: peroxisome. The record is from RefSeq and is a predicted model, not a curated record. NCBI's taxonomy places the organism in Eukaryota, Viridiplantae, Streptophyta, Magnoliopsida, Caryophyllales, Amaranthaceae. Gene Ontology annotation, biological process: fatty acid beta-oxidation. The transcript has a single exon. Gene Ontology annotation, molecular function: delta(3)-delta(2)-enoyl-CoA isomerase activity.